This is a messenger RNA of Mugil cephalus (flathead mullet), 2477 nucleotides long. RefSeq names its product mitogen-activated protein kinase 14a (gene mapk14a). Gene Ontology annotation, molecular function: ATP binding; MAP kinase activity. The transcript is spliced from 12 exons. The record is from RefSeq and is a predicted model, not a curated record. NCBI's taxonomy places the organism in Eukaryota, Metazoa, Chordata, Actinopteri, Mugiliformes, Mugilidae. Bases 288 to 1370 code for a protein of 360 amino acids. Gene Ontology annotation, cellular component: cytoplasm; nucleus. Gene Ontology annotation, biological process: protein phosphorylation; intracellular signal transduction.
UUUCUCGCGAGAUUUUGCGGCGUAUUGCAAGCGGGGUGAAAUCUCGGGAGCAGUCUCUGAGGAACAAACAGCAAGAAGACUUAAAAAGCGUGCACGGUGAUUCUGCAACAUUUCGCAAGGAGGAAAACCCGCAACUCGAGGCCGCAUCAAGUUUCCAGACGAAGGGAAAAGUUCAAUUUAGCCUCACGUUCUUUUGAAAGUUGUGGAAAGUUUGCCUCGGCGCGGCUCCGAGUUCUCCACCCUUACGGCAAAAAGUGGGUCGGUGGUCGGCUGUUGGUUCUGCAGGAAUGUCGCAGAAAGAGAGACCCAAGUUUUAUCGACAGGAGGUCACCAAGACGAUAUGGGAAGUCCCCGAGCGGUACCAGAACCUGUCGCCGGUCGGCUCCGGCGCCUACGGCUCCGUGUGUUCUGCAUUUGAUAUGAAGACGGGUCUGCGGGUCGCUGUGAAGAAGCUCUCUCGCCCAUUUCAAUCCAUCAUCCACGCCAAAAGGACAUACAGAGAGCUGCGUCUGCUGAAGCACAUGAAACAUGAAAAUGUAAUUGGUCUCUUAGAUGUUUUCAGCCCUGCUACGUCUCUGAAGGAAUUCACUGAUGUGUAUCUUGUGACUCAUCUAAUGGGCGCCGACCUAAACAACAUAGUGAAAUGUCAGAAACUCACAGACGACCACGUUCAGUUCCUCAUAUACCAGAUCCUCCGAGGGCUAAAGUACAUCCACUCAGCAGACAUCAUUCAUAGAGAUUUGAAGCCCAGUAACUUGGCAGUGAAUGAAGACUGUGAGCUGAAGAUUUUGGACUUUGGUUUGGCACGGCACACGGACGACGAGAUGACCGGCUACGUGGCCACCCGCUGGUACCGCGCCCCAGAGAUCAUGUUGAACUGGAUGCAUUACAACAUGACAGUGGAUAUUUGGUCGGUCGGAUGCAUAAUGGCAGAACUUCUCACUGGAAGAACUCUGUUUCCUGGUACUGACCAUAUAAACCAGCUUCAACAGAUAAUGCGUCUGACAGGAACACCCCCAGCAGCUCUUAUAAGCAGGAUGCCCAGCCACGAGGCCAGGAACUACAUCAGCUCCUUGUCAAACAUGCCCAAGAGGAACUUUGCUGAUGUAUUCAUUGGUGCCAACCCUCAAGCUGUGGACCUCCUGGAGAAAAUGCUGGUUCUGGAUACAGACAAGCGGAUAACGGCGGCCGAGGCCCUGGCCCACCCUUACUUUUCCCAGUACCACGACCCAGAUGACGAGCCGGAGGCUGAGCCGUACGACCAGAGCUUUGAGAGCCGGGAGCUGUCGAUCGAAGAGUGGAAACGAUUAACCUACGAAGAGAUGUGUAGCUUCGAGCCGCCCAUCUUUGAUGAGGAUGACAUGGAGUAAUGAGAUCCGCUGUGACCGGGGCCCCUGUCAAUUUAACGAGAGCAUUAGUGUGAAACUCCCAGACACGUAUUGGACAUUGUCAAUCAAAAACAUCAUCCAUUCUUUGUAAGAAGUUCAUUACCAGUAUGAAGAAAUAAUGAAUUAGACCAGAUUUAUCAUUAUUAUUAUUAUUAUUAUCAUUAUUUAUGAACCACUAACGUUGAUUGACGCCUUCUGCUGGGAAAUGUCACUUUUUGCCAUCACCUGAAAUUAUUUUAUAUCAGACUUUUUUUAAAUUCAGACUUUGAUGACUCAUCACUGUGACACUGAAAUGCUGAAACACCCGGACCUAUAGCUGUGCUAUUUUGUGUUUUUUAAAAAUCCUGUUAUACGACUUAUAAAUAAGCUUAUGUCCAUCAAUCAAAAAAGAAAUAUGCUACCACUCACCUGCCAAGCUGUCUCACACAGCACUGGGUCACGUUUAUUUGUCAUCGCCACGGUUCUUCUUGUAUUUCAAAAGACGUAACUUUGAAGUGUUUCAUAUCUGUGACAGAAGUAGAUUUUUAUGUUUUUAGGUAUUUGGCGAAUUGAGAAUGUUCCUGCUCUGUGUAGUGUCUGACCUGUCCUGCUCACAUUUGACACAUUUCAAUGUUUAUCUUGAUAGUUUAGGUGCCCUGUGAGACUCUUGCAUGUUAGAAUCUGAGCCUUUAAGGAUCCAUCUCUUUAACAAGGCACAGGGAAAAUGAAAAGAAAUACUCCUGAGUACACGCUCUGCUCAGAAAUAUGUAAAUAUUUGUGCCAUAUUUUUUAAAAUCUGAUUCAUCGUUGUUAUGUUAUGAAGCAAUCACUGUUAGCAUGUCCAUUAAGACGUUGUGUGCGUCUUCGAGUGUGUUGUUGGUUUACAGGGAUUUUUAAGUGUCAUGCUAUAACCUAUGACAGACAUGAGGUAGAGUCUACCUGUGAUAGAAAUCCUGCAUAAAUGUGUAAAAGAGGGAUUUGUAUUUAUACUUUGUGGAGGUGGUAUUUAUAAGCAACAAUCGAAAAAUCCCUUAAACUAUUUUCAGUCUUGCAGAGUAACUAUCCUCAGCCCUUUGUUAAACAAAAUAAAGACUUAUUUUUAAGAGAAAA